Molecule: messenger RNA, 1023 nt
Organism: Plasmodium reichenowi
Lineage: Eukaryota; Apicomplexa; Aconoidasida; Haemosporida; Plasmodiidae
Exons: 1
Coding region: 1-1023 (340 amino acids)
Source: RefSeq, a predicted model, not a curated record
AUGAAAAACAUAUUGAGGAAUAGAAAAGAAAAAGAAGAUGAUCAUAGUUCUAGUAAUGUAACGAAUGAAGUAAAAAAGGCUAGUUUUAUAAAUUAUAUAUGUACAAGUCUUAAGAAUGUAGUAAAAGACAAAAUCCAAAGUAAACAUAAAUAUUCCUUACUAAUAGGAUUAUUUAUUACAUUUUUAAUAUUUUGUGGGUUUUUUAGAUAUAUGACAGAAUUAUAUCAUACUCAUUUUUAUAAUUUCAAAUAUAUUGAUGUAUCUAAUACAGAAAAAUUAAAAGAAAUAUUUUUUAGUAAUAAUCCAUAUUUAGUAUAUUGUAAGAAUGAUAAAAAUACAAGUAUACACCCUGUGAUUAAUGCUAGUCGAUCUAACUUACCGGAUAUUCUUAAUAUUGCUGUAAUUAAUUGUAAAAGUGUUUUGCCAAGUAAACAAAACAUAUAUCAAAGAUUUAGUUUAGAAGAUAAUACACCUGCUUUUGUAAUUUGUUAUGGGAAGAAACCAAAACCAAUAAGUGUAACUUUAUUAAAUAAUAAAAAGAAAUUUGUAACUUAUGUACGUGAAGCUUUAGUAUUCAAUGUUCCUUUUUUUAGUAAGUUCCCACAAUUCCAAACCAAGUGUCUAAAUAAAAAUAAAAAAUGUGUACUCUUUAUUAACAAUUUAGAAUUAACAACUAAAAAUAUCCAAUAUAAUUAUAUUAAUGAUUUAUUUGUUACAAAUAAAUUUUUCAAUAUAAGCCCAUUAAUUAUUGAUAAUAAAAGAUUCUUAAUAAAAUUAAAUAAUGAAUUAAAUAAAUCUUAUUUUAAAAAAAAUGAUAUACAUGUUUUAUGCCUUUUUAAUGAUUCAGUUAAAAAUGUGGAUACGUUCUAUGGAUUCUUUUAUAAUGAUAACUUUGAUGACUUUAAAAAAUUAUCCACUUUUGUUUCUACAUGUAUAAAUGCAAAUAGCCAAACCAAACACGCUAUUAAAUUGUCGGAGCCUCCACAAAUUAAAUAUAGACCAGUCAAGCAAACCAAACAGUGA